AUAGUUUCUCUAGGCUUACGUUGAGCCACAUGUGCUACCUUACCUGUCAGCAGUACCACCCGCCAUGUGUCUCUCUGAACCAAACUGUUCUUCAUCUUCGUGAACCCACUUGCCUCAGUCUCCAUUCACUACUUGUGCCUCACGGCAAUCUUUGAUUCCCACUUCUGCUUCAGUGAAGAAAAAACCAAACAGAGAGAGAGAGAGAGAGAGAGAGAGAAUUUCAUAGCUAAUAUCAACUUUAGAAAGAAAAAAAAGGGGCAAUAUCAAAUGAGGUCAGUUAUUUCUCGGUUGAUCUUUUCAAAACAAUCGAUUCCCAGACUCAAUACAAUGGCUGUAUCCGGAAAUGGGAGAUAUAUGACAACAGAUUCUACCAAGGUUGAUGAACCAUUCAAGGUUGACAAAGCGUCCAAAGUUGAGGAAGCAGAGACGGUAGAUGUUCCCCCACCUCCAACACAGAAGUUACUUGUGUUGGGUGGAAGUGGAUUUGUUGGAUCACAUGUUUGUAGAGAAGCUUUAGAUCGGGGAUUGACUGUUGCUAGCCUCAGCAGGUCUGGUAGAUCAUCUAUACGUGAUUCUUGGGCUAACCACAUUACCUGGCAUCAAGGAAACCUUCUUUUACCUGAUACAUUGAAGGAAGCUCUUAGUGGGGCGACUGCUGUUAUCUCCUGUGUCGGUGGUUUUGGCUCCAACUCUCACAUGUAUAAAAUUAAUGGGACUGCAAACAUCAAUGCAAUAAGAGCUGCUGCAGAACAAGGUGUGAAAAGAUUUGUGUAUGUCUCUGCUACUGAUUUUGGCUUGGCAAAUUACUUACUGCAAGGAUAUUAUGCGGGAAAGAGAGCUGCUGAGACGGAGCUGCUAACCAAAUUCCCUUAUAGUGGAGUGAUUCUGAGGCCUGGGUUUAUUUAUGGGACUCGCAGUGUUGGGAGCAUGAAGAUACCUUUAGGUGUAAUCGGUUCUCCUUUGGAGAUGGUUCUCCAACAUGCAAAACCGAUGAGCCAGCUGCCACUCGUUGGGCCUCUGUUCAUUUCUCCUGUCAAUGUUACCGCAGUGGCACAAGUUGCUGUUAGAGCAGCCACGGAUCCAGUUUUUCCUCCCGGCAUCAUAGACGUCCCCGGAAUACAACGUUAUAGCCAACAAAAGUCAUCAUAAAAACGUCAGUCAUUUUUUUUUUCUUUUGUUUAUCCAUAUAGAGUUGACUCUAAGCUGUUAAAAAAUUGUUGCUGAAUGAAAAAACACAUGGUUUGUGCUGUUAGUGAGGAAUAAAGGUUUGAUGAUCAUUUCAUGUCUUGAUUUUGAUGUAAUAACAUGCGCUAAUUAUGCGCAUGUGUUUGUCGACCAUUGUUACUGAUAGAAUAAUCAUUUUGGUGACUGAAAAUUGAUGACUAACAUGCUUUUUCAUGUGGGAAAUGUACAUCAAGGCUUUAUCUUCUGUUUUCAAA
This is a messenger RNA of Quercus robur (English oak), 1439 nucleotides long. RefSeq lists its product as uncharacterized. Bases 268 to 1149 code for a protein of 293 amino acids. Gene Ontology annotation, cellular component: mitochondrion. Lineage: Eukaryota; Viridiplantae; Streptophyta; Magnoliopsida; Fagales; Fagaceae. The record is from RefSeq and is a predicted model, not a curated record. Gene Ontology annotation, molecular function: protein-containing complex binding. The transcript is spliced from 10 exons.